Messenger RNA from Pieris brassicae (large cabbage white), 1310 nucleotides. RefSeq names its product bolA-like protein DDB_G0274169. The coding region runs from base 165 to 548 and encodes 127 amino acids. Lineage: Eukaryota; Metazoa; Arthropoda; Insecta; Lepidoptera; Pieridae. The record is from RefSeq and is a predicted model, not a curated record. Gene Ontology annotation, cellular component: mitochondrion. The transcript has 3 exons.
UUUGAUUAAUUUCCGUAAUCGUAAUUCCAAGUAGCGGUUGAAAGUAUAAUUUUACAAUAAAACUAAAAGCUCUCUAAACAUUCUUCAAAAGUCGAGAUGUCCUAAGGUGACUUUGAUUUUGGCUAGAACGGAAGAAAGGAAAUUAGAUAAAAACACGGCGCGGCAUGUCGCUUAGCUUCCAGCACGGUAGACUAAUAAGUGACCUUGUGACGAGGAAAAUGACAUCUCUCGGUGGCGUCGUUGCUAAUGCGAUAAAAACUAAAUUGGAGACUGCGUUACAAACAAAGCAUUUAGAGGUGAUAAAUGAGUCAUAUAUGCAUAAUGUACCCAAGGGCGCCGAAACUCAUUUCAAGGUCGUCGUUGUUUCAGAUAAAUUCGAUGGGUUACCAUUGAUUAAGAGACACCGAUUAGUAAAUGACAUAUUACAAGAAGAACUGCGCUCUGGAGUACAUGCUUUAUCAAUAGUGGCCAAAACCCCGCAGCAGUGGGAUGUAAGUGAUAAAGUUAUAGAGAGUAGCCCAAACUGUAGAGGUGGAUUUGGAAAGUGAUCUAGAUAUAAAUAUAGUUAUAAUUAUGGACCUUACCUCUAAUGUAAACCUUAGAAAUUGUAAAUAAAGACUUGUGGUCAAAUCAAAACAGUAGUUAAAUAAAAUCCCUUAUAGUACAAGAAACAUAUCUUUUAAGUUAAAUUUAAAAAUUGAUUAGUCCAAGGGCUCUGGUAUUGCAUCAGUAAAAAGGACAAAUAUGAGUCUUAUAUCUGUUAUAAAAAACAAUAAAUUGUUUAUCAAUCCUAGAUUAUUGUUUAAGAAUAAGUUCAAUAUCUGGUAGUUAACUAAAACGAAAUAUCAAGGUUAAAUUCAGUUAUGGAUCUUCCAAAUUGGUAUUAUUAUUAAAAUAGUUAAGUCCAAAAUUAAGGAAUUAAUGAUUACUUCCAUUUAUGAUUUAUCUAAUUUGUAUCUUUGACUACCCAGUUAUGCCAUUGUUUAUGUUUAUAAAGGCAAACACACAUCAAAUAUUUAAAAUUGUUUUAAUUACUUCAUUAAGGACUUAAAAAUAAGACAAGAUGUGUUAUGUUAAUUAAUAGUUUUUUUUUUUCAAUUGAAUGUUUCAAUGAUUGACCAUUGCAACAUUGAUUGUGUUUUUAUCUAAGAUGAAUGUUUCUGUAAUUGACCCAAUUUAUAAUACAAUCAUGUUUAUUUUAACUAAAAUUUGUAAGCAAAUGACUGAAUACCAAAAUCUUUGGUUUGAGUGUUUUACACCUACUUCUGCCAUACAUUUUUUCAUAUCCGAAAAUAAAAAUAAACAAGACA